CUCUUGGGUUCCCGCUAAACUGUCCUAGAAAGAAACUCCAGGCAUUGACACCUCCCAUCCUCGUGUAUUGCCAGAGUAUGAUCAGGGAAUGGGAGAAUGGCUUCCAGAAGACUGGGAAACAGAGGCCCCAAGAAAGGAAGGCUGCAGAGGGCAGGUGGAGGAUGAGUGGAGCGCCAGUCAGAAUGUAUAACACAAGCGAUUCCUUUUGGGAUAAAGCCCCCCUGUGCUGUCAGCGGGGUCUGAGUCCUACUUCGCCGUUGGGGAUAUGGACCAAAUCCUACAAAUCAGAUCCACGCAUCGCCCUCGGAAAAUACUCCCCCUUGGAAAAAGAGAUCCUACGGCUGGGUGGUGUCCACACCGCGGCGGCAAGGAGAUUUCUGACCCACAAGCAAGCGGAGGAGUGGGAAAUGCUCAAGGAGCUCCAGUCACUGUCUCCGGACUACAAGCGGGCGCUGGAGUUCGGAACACAGCAUCCCCGUCCCUGUGCCGCCUGCAGGCCCCUGGAAAAACUAUGGACGGCCAAGGUGAUCGUGCCCCCAGAGGAGUUCAGAAUGCCCCAGCGCGAGAAGCUCACUGUCGUCAGGCACGUAGAACGGAUGCAGCUUGCUCGAGCCCUACGGAAUAAGCAGCUGUUGCCCUACAUCGAGAGGCUCAGGGGCUCUUCAUUUCUGUCUGGAGGGGGCCUGGGCCCAACGGCAAAAGACAAGACCAGGGAAGACGAGGACAGCGAGGUUGUGGCUUUCUACGACUCUGCCAAGCAAGAGGAGAGAGGCGAGGCAGAGAACGAAGCCACAAGCAGACAAGAAAUAAAAAUGAACGUCAUCUUCAAGUCAGAAGAACCGAGACAAUGUCUCACACGCCAUCCAAAUGAUCAGAAACCGUUCUUCCCCACCAAGAAAGCGGAACGGUCCAUCACUGGCCUAACCAACCGAAAUCUUUUCCGCUUAGCUGAGUUCCCUGGUGACCUAAUGCUGAUGAGUCAGGAUUUUAUUUCCCGGGGGGUCUACCCCGCUGAUAUGACAAAGGCCAGCCUCCUGGGGGAAGACAGCAUCUGGAAAGGGUACGCGCACAAAGCUCUUUAGUAUUAAAGUCUUACUUAUUGCCAUAGUAACCAAA
Neofelis nebulosa (Clouded leopard) is the source of this 1116-nucleotide messenger RNA. RefSeq names its product chromosome 13 C10orf120 homolog (gene C13H10orf120). Lineage: Eukaryota; Metazoa; Chordata; Mammalia; Carnivora; Felidae. Bases 78 to 1082 code for a protein of 334 amino acids. The transcript has 3 exons. The record is from RefSeq and is a predicted model, not a curated record.